AUGUUGAAAGCAGAGGAUCUGGAGCAGCAUUCAGAUCCCGUGCCAGCAGUGGAAGGUACAGUUGUGGAAAGUACAGUGAUGGGUACUGCCGACCAGGAUCGUAUGGGGCCACAGUCACCUCCGUCUUUCAGCACACCAGCUCAGUCCAGCCCGAAGCAACAGCAACAGCAGCAACAAAAACGACGUCUAAAAUUCGACAUGUCCAGUAAGAUACAGAUCAUUCCGGACAAUCGUCAAGGACAACUCAAUACUGCAUUCCUCGCUACUGUUCCAGGCGUCUUAAAAAUCGCCGAAAUUGCCCUGUCAUUUGUAUCGUUUAUUUUGGCGAUCUGUGCCGAUCGUAAUGCAACAACAGCCGCAUGGACUGAGAACAUUUCAUUUGCUGCUGCGGUGAUCAUUUCAGGGCUACUCAUCGGCUACGUAUGCUUCCCACACUUGACCAUCAAGGAUGAGCAAACUCGUGAGGGACUUAUUGUUACGGAACUUAUAUUCUACGGCACAGCAACACUGCUAUUUUUCAUAGCAAUCUGGCUUAUGGUGCACUUAUCGGCAAGCUGGUUAACAUACGGACGUGGCUCUGCCAUAAUCGAUGCGAUACUGUGUGUGGCGCUGACAAUAUUAUUUGGCAUUGAAACAUUUGCAAAGCUAAAAGCCUGGCGAGGUGAAAACGAGCCAUCAUCCCGGAUCAUUCAGACAGCCAGGCCAAUGAUGGAACCAGGCCGACAAUACGAGACAAAUGCUGAACUGCGAAGAACUCAGGGACCUGAGAUGGCCUAA
This is a messenger RNA of Gongylonema pulchrum, 777 nucleotides long. Lineage: Eukaryota; Metazoa; Nematoda; Chromadorea; Rhabditida; Gongylonematidae. The record is from the annotation of a GenBank genome assembly.